Messenger RNA from Naumovozyma castellii, 957 nucleotides. RefSeq names its product Pho23p (gene PHO23). The record is from RefSeq and is a predicted model, not a curated record. Bases 1 to 957 code for a protein of 318 amino acids. The transcript has a single exon. Lineage: Eukaryota; Fungi; Ascomycota; Saccharomycetes; Saccharomycetales; Saccharomycetaceae.
AUGACGAACAGACGUCCGAUGCUUGCCCCAGCAAACUUAUUCCCAGGUUUAAACGAUAUUUCAGACACCUUGGAACAGUUCCCUAUGGAAACCUCAAGAUAUGUCACAUUACUUCAUGAGAUUGAGGCAAAAUGUGUCCAUUCUGUACCGUUACUUAACGGUUUGAUUGAUAAAUUUAUAAGUACAGAGGAUGAGGAACAUUCUUUGAAGGAGAAACAGCUAACGGAAAUUAACACUGUUUUUGAUGAAUUAAUGCCAUCAUUGGAGGAAAAAAUGCAUGUUUCUUCUUUGAUGGUGGAUAGUUUGGAACAGUUGACUAAUAGGUUGGAAUUAGCUUAUGAAGUGGUCUUGAGAAAUGAGGAAAUUCCUAAGAAGUUAAGGUUAGGUGGUGAUAAUCAUCCUGCUAUGCAUUUACAUUAUGAACUGAUGGAAAAAGUGGAUACGAAAGGGAACGCUAAAUCAUCACAAGCUUUGAAAAGUGAAUCCAGAAGAGAAGCUAUGGCAGCUAACAAGAAGGGUAAUGAUGGAAACCCAAUAACCUCAAAUCGUCAAAUUGAUGAUAAUGAAGGUCAGAAUCAAAGGAAGAGAACCAAUGGUGCUAACGGCUCAACAGCAGGUAGUACCAAUGGACCAGAACAGAAAAAACGUAGGCGUCGGGCCAACAACCUUACAACAAUUGCAUUUGAAGGCCCAACACCUGCUGGUGUGAAAAGUAACAGAGUCAAUCAAGAGAAUGUUACCACUACGACUACCACUCCAAAUAACGGUCUCAAAACCAAUGAAUAUGGAGAGCCAUUAUAUUGUUAUUGUAACCAAGUAGCAUAUGGGGAAAUGGUGGGUUGUGAUGGUGCAGAUUGUGAGUUAGAAUGGUUUCAUCUUCAAUGUAUUGGAUUAGAGACAAUACCCAAGGGUAAAUGGUAUUGCGAUGAUUGUAAAAGGAAACUUAAAGAACAUUGA